Haliotis rubra (blacklip abalone) is the source of this 1468-nucleotide messenger RNA. Its product is annotated as kelch domain-containing protein 1-like. The transcript has 8 exons. NCBI's taxonomy places the organism in Eukaryota, Metazoa, Mollusca, Gastropoda, Lepetellida, Haliotidae. Gene Ontology annotation, molecular function: protein binding. The record is from RefSeq and is a predicted model, not a curated record. Bases 367 to 1440 code for a protein of 357 amino acids.
AUUUCAUUGUGCAAAUAAUUUGCUUUCUUUCAAAUAUUUCAUCAACCGAAGACUUCUCUUAUUACACAUACACGGCUUAGUGAUAGAUACAGUAGACCGGUUCUUUUCAAUCAGCAGUUCCGUGAGCAACGUUAUUCUCUGACGACUCGCCAUAUCGUAAUAACACGAGCUGUUCCGAAUGCUGAAGACGGUUUCUUCCGGUUUGGCUCGAAGAAAUUCGCGGGAAAUAAAUAUAUCGUUUUCAUUGUCACCUCUUCGGAUUUGACAUUUGUGGAUGAUUAUACCAGAGAAUCACGUGUUAUUUUAGUAGGAAAGAAACACAAACAGUGAUACUAUUUCUUAUUUUUACUAAAUUACCCGAAAGUCAUGGGAAACGAAACUAGUCAGACCGCCUCUUAUGGCGAGAAGAUUGACAAUGACAUUGUCAUUCGAUCGAAGAAAGUAUCAAAUGAAUUUCCUGCGAGAGAGGGACAGAUUUGUUGUGUGUCGGGGUCAAAGGUAUACGCCUUUGGUGGCGUGUCUCAGCAUGGUGAUGAACUCAGGGAGUCAAAUGACCUCACAGUAUUUGAUACAGAGAAACAAGAAUGGACCAAACUCCCGGUGAAAGGAUGCCCCCCUUCCCCACGUACUGCAGCGGCUAUUGCUGCAGUCGGACAAAAACUCUAUCUCUUCGGAGGCCUCAGUAAUGUUUUUGGCUGGUUUGAUGACUUGUAUUCAUUUGAUAUUGGCACCAACACAUGGUCAGUGGUAUCAGCUGAUGGACCCAAGCCACUCCCCAGGGACAAGCUGCAGUGUGUGGUGUUGGGUAAAAAGAUCUACUACUUUGGCGGAUUCGGUCCCAAGUCAGCAGAUGCAGAUCAGUUAGAGAGUGAGGAUGAUGAGUCGGAUGAUGAAUUACCUGAUGGUGGUGCAGAAUUUGGGUGGUUCAACGAUCUAUAUGUGCUUGAUACUGAGAAGAAUCAGUGGUCUCAGCCGAUGCAGAUGAACCUUGCCCUCCCAACCCCGAGAGCAGCUCAUGCCAUGUGUGCUGUCGACAGAGACAUCAUCAUCUUUGGGGGUCGUGACAUGGAGGCUCGGCAAAAUGAUCUGCACAUAUUCAAUGUUGACACAAGGAAGUGGGCCACUGACCUAGAGGUGAAGGGGAGACAACCAGAGCCCAGGUCGUUUCAUACAGCUGUCAGUGUUGGCAAGCGUGCUGUCAUCAUGGGUGGGCGGGGAACCUGUAACCAGCACUUUGCUGAUGUUCAUAUCUUCGACACAGAAACUCGCGAAUGGCUGCAGCCUAAGUGUGAGGGGGAGAUUCCUGAUGCUAGAGGGCAGCACUCUGUGGCUGUCGCAGGAGACAAACUUGUUGUGUUUGGGGGUUCCCGGCAACUACAGCGACGAGACCAUGCAGUGUCAACAGCACUUCACAGACACAUUCAUCAUGGAUGCAGCUGACUUCACAAAAGGAGGAUCGAAGACAAAA